AAAUGUGGUGCUGCUCACAGCUUUUCUGAAGCCAGCAGUGUGGAUGCAGCUGUUGGUCUGGAGAUGUUUUUCCAGACUGAAAAAUCACACCUACCUAAGGACUGUUUUGGAGAAAAUUGUGGUAAAUGUGUCCCAUGCUGUGUAGUGGAUAUCACUAAGUUUCCAGGCCGAAGUUGGUGGUACUUCAGGAAAACCUGCUACAGAAUUGUUAACCAUAGCGGGUUUGAAUAUUUUAUGAUUUUUGUGAUAGUAUUGAGCAGUGCAGCACUGGCAUUUGAAGAUAUUCACCUGCAGAAUAGAAAAACAGUGAAACUGAUCCUAGAUUAUGCUGACAAAGUAUUUACCUACAUCUUUUUGAUGGAGAUGCUUCUGAAAUGGGUAGCUUAUGGAUUGCAGAGUUACUUCACAAAUUCCUGGUGUUUGCUUGACUUUGUCAUUCUAUGUGUAAGUAUUAUAUUCAACUUGUCAUACAUUUUGAUUUUUGACAUUUUCUGUCUGGAUAACUACAUUGGCCUGAAAUCUCUCAGGACUCUUAAGGCAUUGAGGCCUCUACGAGCUUUGUCAAGAUUUGAAGGGAUAAAGGUUGUUGUCAAUGCACUCCUUGGAGCUAUCCCCUCAGUCUUCAAUGUUUUGCUCGUCUGUGUUGUCAUUUGGCUCCUAUUUAACAUUCUAGGAGUAAAAUGGUUUGGGAAAAGAUUUUCAAAGUGCAUACUCCAGGAAGGAGAUAUCAGUCUCAUUAAUGACAAAACUGAUUGUGAGUCUCAUGGUGGAAAAUGGACAAAUUCUCCUGUAAACUUUGAUAAUGUUGGGAUGGGAUACUUGGCUCUGCUCCAAGUGGCAACUUUUAAAGGCUGGAUGGACAUUGUGUAUGCAGCAGUGGAUUCACGUGAGAUCAAUGAACAGCCAAAGUUUGAAGCAAGCCUACACAUGUACCUAUACUUUUUGUAUUUCAUUAUUUUUGGAUCUUUCUUCAUGCUGAAUCUUUUCAUUGGAGUGAUUAUCAGCAAUUUUAACCAACAAAGGAAAAAGAUAAGUGGAAAGGAUCUAUUUUUGACUGAGGAACAGAAAAAGUACUAUAAUGCCCUAAAAAAACUUGGAUCCAAGAAACCUCAAAAACCCAUCCCAAGACCAUUGAAUGCAUUCCUGGGAUUGCUGUUUGAUAUCGUAAUGCACAAAGCAUUUGACAUCAUCAUUCUGAUUUUCAUCUGCCUAAAUAUGGUUGUUAUGAUGGCAGAAAAUAACCAGGAAGGCACCAAGGAACUUCUGAAUAAAAUCAACUAUUUUUUUGUGGCUUUAUUUACAGCAGAAUGUGUCAUAAAAGUGCUGGCCUUAAGACAGCAUUACUUCAAAAGCGGCUGGAACUUAUUUGAUUUUAUUGUUGUGGUCCUUUCAAUAGUUAGUAUUGGAGUUUCUGAAGCCUUUAAAAAAUUCAUCUCUCCUACACUUUUGAGAACUAUUCGUUUGGUGCGAAUUGGCCGAAUCCUGAGAUUGGUUCGAAAAGCGAGAGGACUUCAAACCCUUCUCUUUGCAUUACUGAUGUCUCUUCCUGCACUGGUCAACAUUGGCCUUUUGCUUUUCCUAAUUAUGUUCAUUUAUGCCGUUGUAGGCAUGGCAAACUUUGCCUGUCUUCCCUGGGAAGGUGGGAUUGAUAACAUUUUCAACUUUCAAACCUUUUCUGGAAGCAUUCUCUGUCUCUUCCAAAUUACAACAUCAGCUGGCUGGGAUAGUCUUCUGGCCCCUUUGUUAAAUGAAUCUGUUACAUGUGCUCCCAACUUAAAUUUAACAGAGACAGAUAAAACUACUUGCAAAAAUAGACCAUUUGGUAUUUUUUAUUUUGUAAGCUAUGUCAUUAUAUCAUUUCUCAUUGUUGUAAAUAUGUACAUAGCUGUCAUUUUAGAGAACUUCAAUGUUGCCACCGAAGAAAGCACAGAUCCUCUUUGUGAGGAGGACUUUGAUAUGUUUUAUGAGACCUGGGGAAAAUUUGAUCCUCUGGCAACACAGUUUAUUGACUAUUCUGCUCUUUCAGACUUUGCAGAUGCUCUGGCAGAACCCUUGCGCAUUCCAAAGCCCAAUAACAUCCAGCUCAUAUCCAUGGACCUCCCUCUAGUGAGUGGAGAUAAGAUCCACUGCUUGGAUAUCUUGCUUGCUUUCAGUAAACGAGUCUUGGGAGAAUGUGGAGAUUUUGAUACACUUAAAUUACUGAUUGAAGAAAAAUUUGUGGCUGCCAAUCCAUCUAAAAGAUCUCACAGGCCAAUUUCUUCUACAUUUAAGAGAAAACAAGAGGAGGUAUCAGCAGUUAUUAUCCAAAGGGCCUUCAGGAGGUAUUUGAUACAACGUUCUUUCAAAAAUACAUCUUUCUUAUGCCAUCACAGACAGAACAGUGCUGUCUUUGGAGAAGACACACUUAAUGACAGUAGUGGCAGGAAGAUACAUAAAUCAAGGCCUGUUUCUUCCAUAUCUCUCCCUUGA
Messenger RNA from Manacus vitellinus (golden-collared manakin), 2469 nucleotides. RefSeq names its product sodium channel protein type 5 subunit alpha-like. The transcript is spliced from 10 exons. NCBI's taxonomy places the organism in Eukaryota, Metazoa, Chordata, Aves, Passeriformes, Pipridae. The record is from RefSeq and is a predicted model, not a curated record. Gene Ontology annotation, biological process: sodium ion transmembrane transport; neuronal action potential; membrane depolarization during action potential. The annotation marks the transcript as partial. Gene Ontology annotation, cellular component: voltage-gated sodium channel complex; plasma membrane; axon. Gene Ontology annotation, molecular function: protein binding; voltage-gated sodium channel activity.